AACGAACAGUUUCUCUUCGAACCUCACCCACACUUCGUUCUCUUCCCUUGCUCAACGAAGCAAACGUCUUCUGGGAAGAAGCCACUACCAACUAAUGCUACUCAGGGCAUCAUUGUCACCGCCUGGCGGAGCCGUUGUUUGCUCCGGCGAACAAUUCGGCUUCUGCCAUCGUCAUCGUUUUAUCUCUCUGACUGAUCCGGCUCGCGGUCAUCUCAACAAAAGUAGGUCACGACCCACUAGCACCAGCAUCUUCAUUCAGCUUGAAUCCAAUGGCAGAAUUUUCGAGAGGGGCCAUAGCUCAAAGUUUGUGUUCACACCCAGGGCUGCUGAUUCUACCCAAUCUGCCUCCGUUGAUGUUGGUAACAAGACCAUUGUUCCGGAUGAGGGAUUCUCACUUUCUAAGAUUUCAUUUGGCGUUGUUGGUCUAGGUGUUGGGGUCUCACUUUUGGGGUAUGGUUUUGGGGCAUAUUUUAAUAUCCUUCCCGGAUCAGAAUGGUCUGCUAUAAUGUUAACGUAUGGGUUCCCUCUUGCGAUUAUUGGAAUGGCACUCAAGUAUGCUGAACUGAGACCAGUUCCAUGCCUGACCUAUUCAGAUGCUCAGAAUUUAAGGGAAACAUGCGCCACCCCAAUUCUUAAACAGGUCAAGAAUGAUGUCACUCGAUUUCGGUAUGGGGAUGAGCAGCAUUUGGAUGAGGCUUUGAAACGGAUAUUCCAAUAUGGGCUAGGAGGAGGAAUACCAAGGAGGAGUGCACCUGUUCUAAAAAUGAUUCGUGAAGAAGUCACACCACUUGGUAAAUACUGUUUGGUCCUGGUUUUUGAGGCUAAGGCUCUGCAGUUAUCAGAUUUUGAACGGAGACAGGCAAAAUUUGCGUCAUUCUUUGGCCCCGGAAUUACAGCGGAAGUCGCGAAGGAGAACGAUCUAUACGAGGUUCGGCUUAUAUCUGAUGCAGAUGCCAAUGUAUCUCCUUCUUCAAGUGCAUGACAACUUAGUCUCCACUGUCAUCAUGCUGUUUUAUUGAAUCACAUGAGUUGGGUCCCUUGAAUUUCAUGGAAUAGUAGAUUGUAAAGGCAACAAAUUGUAAAUUUUGAAAUUCACUGAAAGGAAAAGGAGAAGCAGUUGGAAAGAAAAGGCCAAUACUUGUGGGGAGCACAUUAUUUUACUCUUGAUGUACAGGAAGAAAUUAGUUUCAUAUCUGCUGAAAUUUUCUAGCCGCUGGUUAUUUGUGUUUGAUAGAGACUUGGGGUUGCUCUAUUGGUUUUGAGAUGCUUCUACCAAGAAGCUCAUAUGAAUUGCAGGGCA
Neltuma alba is the source of this 1300-nucleotide messenger RNA. RefSeq names its product thylakoid membrane protein slr0575-like. The transcript is spliced from 9 exons. Bases 95 to 982 code for a protein of 295 amino acids. The record is from RefSeq and is a predicted model, not a curated record. NCBI's taxonomy places the organism in Eukaryota, Viridiplantae, Streptophyta, Magnoliopsida, Fabales, Fabaceae.